Messenger RNA from Paramecium pentaurelia, 260 nucleotides. The record is from the annotation of a GenBank genome assembly. Lineage: Eukaryota; Ciliophora; Oligohymenophorea; Peniculida; Parameciidae.
AUGGUUGAUCUUAAGAAAUCAAAGGAGACAUUAUUGACAGCGCAUGAAGAUGUAUUAUAAUAUAUUUGAAUUAUUAAGACAAAUACAAUUUAAUCAGAUGUAAAAGAGGUAUGUUAGACUAAUAUAAAAUAGAGAGCUCUUCAGUAAAGUAUUGAAAUUAGGAUUGAUUAGAGUGUUGACUUUAAGGAAUAUACUUUUGAUAUACUAUAAAAUAUGAUUAAUUAAAUUAAUGGCUUCUAAUAUGUUUCAAUAGAAUGAUA